Rotaria socialis is the source of this 2109-nucleotide messenger RNA. Lineage: Eukaryota; Metazoa; Rotifera; Eurotatoria; Philodinida; Philodinidae. The record is from the annotation of a GenBank genome assembly.
AUGACCUCAGAAAACAAUUCAAAUUCUAAACAGACACACCAAUCGACAACAGUAACUCCUCUAUCUGAUGAAUCAACGAUGACAAGUACAUGUGCUACUCAAAGUGAUGAAAAUAUCAAUCGCGAAUGUGUCACAUUUGUAUGGUUGGAUCUACGACGAGAUUCGAUUGGCAAUUUUAUCGGUACCCUACAUGGAAUUAAUGAUUGUGUACGAACUUUUACAGAUGUAUCGACUUGUCUAGAUUACAUAAAAACUUCACAAGAGAAAAUAUUUUUCGUUUCAUCAUCGAGUAACGUAGAACUUUUAAACACAGUAAAUGCAUGCAUAGCUGUCGAAGCUAUUUUUGUGCUCGACCCUGAUACGAACAGUAUACGAGCAGAAUUUUCCAAGUUAAUCAAUAUUUUUACUCAACAAGAAGAACUUAUUCGAGUGCUUAAGACAACGUUAAAUACAUUUGAACAAAUUCAAUUAGAAAAAUUUUCAUUUGAAACAGAUAAAAUGUUUCUAUGGUGGCAAUUAUGGAAAGAAGAAAUAACCAGUAAAAAAUUGAAAGUAAACGACAAGAAUGAAUUGGUGGAACAAGCUCGACAUGAUUACCGAGGAAAUACAAAAUGGCUGAAAUUAGUUGAUGAAUUCAAUAAGUCAUACCGAACGAAUGAUGCAGUUCGGUGGUGUUUUCGUGUACCAUUUCCAUCACGUCCUCUGCGAUACGCACUCAUGUCACCAACUGUUAAGCUACUUUCAUCAUAUCAAUGUCUUAUCGUCGAUGUCAUUCGUAUCUUGCAACAGCAAUCGAAACGUGUUGGCCAUGGACAAGUCUACCGAGGAAUGAAACUGUCGAGUGAACUUAUCGAUAGUUUUGAAACUCAUAUAGAUCAAUUGGUUUGUAUGAACGGAUUUUUUACGUGUACAAAAUCGAGAAAUAUCGAAUUACAAUUGGCUGCAUCGCCGGGAUAUCGGUCAGAUCUUUCAUCUGUUUUAUUUAAAAUUGAUUUGGAUGCAUCAGUUCCGAUUGCUGAACUAAAAAUGGAGCAUGGUUCUACUAUAGUGGUUUUUGAUAUUGCAACAAGUUUUCGUGUGGUAUGCGUCAAUCGAGGUUCGAUGUCUAUUAUAAAAAUGAAGAUUGCUGCCGGUGAAGGAAAGAAAUUAGCAGAUGACCACAAAGAAAAACAUACAGGAAAAACUAUAAAAAUACUUCUCGAUGAGCUAAGUAUCCAACGAAAACCUCCAACCCCACUAUUAGUAUCACCAAAACAAUCUACAUCACCAGCAAACAAUAUUGAAGUUAGAAAUGUGUCAACUAGAGUCGACAACUCUGAAAUAUCUGAACAUGAAGUUGAAGCAAGGAAAUGUUUGAAACAUGGAGAUGUGGAUGGUGCAAUUAGGGCCUAUCGACGUAUACGGCCAAUGUCGAUUCGCAUUCUUAAAUUGAUGGGAAGAUUAUUUGCCGACGAAAAACAUGAGUACGAGAAUGCGCUCGAAUGUUAUGAACAGGCACUUAGACUCCAAGAAGAGACAGGUGAAGAUAUGGGCGAUACUCUUUCACGAUUAGGAUUGAUUCAUUAUCAUCGUAGUGAAUAUGAUUUGGCUCUUAAGUAUCAUUUGUGUGCAUUGCCCUUGUAUGAAUCUGCUCAAAUAUAUGAUUCAAGUUUAAUUGCAACUUGUCUUACUAAUAUUUCAAAUGUUUAUCAGGCGCAAGGUGAACUACACAAAGCUCUUGAUUAUGCACAACGAGCAUGGACGUUAUGUGAAUCCCAUGAAUCUGAAAAUAACAUGAUUGUAGCGAAAAGUUUGGUGUUAUUAGCAAAUAUUCAUCAUGAGCUUGGUGAUGAUGGUCAAGCACUGAAGAUUGGCACCCGUGCUUUAACAUUUUUAGAACAUACUCGCCCAUCAAAUCUAUCUCAAACAGCUGAAUUAUUGAAUACUCUAGGUCUGAUACAAAUGAAUUUAGAAGAUUUAUCCGAAGCGCGACAUUAUUUUGAACGUGCAUUAAAAAUAUAUUCUCAUAUUGCACCAACGGAACAGGAGAAAGCGGCUAAAACUGAGAAAAGUCUUCAAUGUGUACUUGAAAUGCAACACAAUAUUGAGAACUUACAGCACUAUUCUUGA